AUGCGCGAAAAAUCAGAAAAAGCCCAGUUUCACAAGAUCAACUGGGUUUUCCUUGAACCGUCAACCUUGUUCCCUGUAGAACUCAGUUCUGCGAAUAAGGACGAGAAGGACCAGUUUAUCGGCCGAAACCCGCUAGAAGAACUCGUAGCCAUCUUGAUCGGACUGAGUUUGGCCGAGAGUGAAAUUGAGGUUAUCCACGACCACGGGGACACAGCACUCACACGACUACUGGUCUCUAAUCGACUUCUUGUGGACGCAGAUUUGAAAGCUGCACAAGCUCUCGGACAGGAUAUCGGCGUCGAACUACCGCGAAGUGAAAUGGAACUAUUGGAAGAGAAUGCCUUGGUCGGCAGCAACAACGGUCCGAGAAGUGCGCUCAGUGGUGGAGAUUUCGCAUUGUUCCUUUCCCCACCGCAACUUAGUUUUGCCUUGUUGAUUGCGGCGGAAUUCCUCAUCCUACUGGCUUUCCUGGCCGUCCUGAUCUACUUCGUGCGUGUUUGUGAAAAGGCCGAGGAAGCACGGAAAGAGAUGCGACGAGCGGAAACCAGUCAGAUUUAG
Molecule: messenger RNA, 558 nt
Organism: Echinostoma caproni
Lineage: Eukaryota; Metazoa; Platyhelminthes; Trematoda; Plagiorchiida; Echinostomatidae
Source: the annotation of a GenBank genome assembly